Salmo salar (Atlantic salmon) is the source of this 1096-nucleotide messenger RNA. RefSeq names its product Small proline-rich protein 2H (gene spr2h). NCBI's taxonomy places the organism in Eukaryota, Metazoa, Chordata, Actinopteri, Salmoniformes, Salmonidae. The record is from RefSeq and is marked provisional.
CUAACCUUAACCACUGCAUGCCGGCUCCCUAACCUUCACUCUAAGCUGACCCAGGAUCAGUGGUGAAGAGGAAAUGUCUACCUGCUCCACCUCCCACCCACGGGCCAGCUCUCCCUGCCCUCACCCACGGGCCAGCUCUCCCUACCCUCACCCACGGGCCAGCUCUCCCUGCCCUCACCCACGGGCCAGCUCUCCCUGCCCUCACCCACGGGCCAGCUCUCCCUGCCCUCACCCACGGGCCAGCUCUCCCUGCCCUCACCCACGGGACAGCUCUCCCUGCCCUCACCCACAGGACAGCUCUCCCUGCCCUCACCCACGGGCCAGUUCUCCCUGCCCUCACCCACGGGCCAGCUCUCCCUGCCCUCACCCACGGGCCAGCUCUCCCUGCCCUCACCCACAGGACAGUUCUCCCUGCCCUCACCCACAGGGGAUGUGUUUUUGCUCUGAGAAGAUGGUGGCUGGAUCCAUAGAGAAGGUGCUCCCAUGUCACAGACUUGGACUCCUACUAUGGACUACCCUCCCCACUGUUCCCCAGUCCACUGGGACGUAGAUGGGCGGUUUUGUCCAUCGUUGGCUGAUCCUUCAACCUCCGCUAUGUAAAGGCCGUACUAAACCCAACAUUUUGCGAAAAGCAACUUUUCCCAUCUACGCGCAUCCAUCUACAGUCAAAAUGACCACACAUGAGCUUGGAAAAUAUUGUACGGUGUGACUGUAUCAGUUUGACUGUGUGUUUAUUUUUUUAACGUAUGAAUUCUGGAAGACUGAAUGAAGUGUGUGUGUGUGUGUCACACGGAUAGGUGUUAAUGAUUACAGAUAUGAGGACAGACACAUGGUGACGUUUAUGGGGUUUUAACUAUUUGGAAAUUGUGAGGUGUGUAAUAUGACCCAGAGUCCUUGCUACACAUUGCUAAAGCAUUGUGUGUGUGUGUGUAUUGCUGUCUCCCGGUGGUCCGUGGGCGUAACCGCUGGUGUCCUGUGAGAAAUGUUAACUCAUGUUCUAUGAUGUUUAUUGUUUGACACAUAAUGUUGAUAAUUAUAAUACACUCGAUUCCAUCCUCAUUCGCUUCAAUACAAUAAAGCACCGGCUGCUAAACUG